AUGAAAUUGCUAAAAGAUUUGGUGUUAUUUAGAAGAGAAUUAGAAAAUUGGUAUGAUGUUUUAACAUGGCUGCCUAAUGGUUCUUUACUUAUUAAUACACAAAACGAAUUAACACUAUGCCAAGCAAUUUUUAAAAAAAAUGUUGAAAAAUCAUUGAAAAAUUUGUAUUUUGUUAAAAAUCUAAAGUUAGGAAACAUUGAAUCAAAUAAGUUUGAAUUCGAGUACGAUACAUUUGAAAACACUCUACUAAAUUCCGUUCCUCAAUCAUAUGUUAAAAGGGUGAAAACAAAUUUUAUCAAUGGAUAUUUGGGCGUAUUAACGAACAAUUGCAAUGUUUUAAUAUACAACAAUGAAUUUGAAUUUAUAGGAAAUCUGGACCACGACUCAAAGGCAUUACAAGAAAGAAUUUACCACUCCUUGAGUUGGUCUCCUGAAUCCGUAGAAAAAGAGAAUUUAUUGGUUGUUGGGAAUGAAUGUGGUCAACUUAUUUUUUUCAACGAAAAUGGUAAGUAUGUGAAAACCGUUUCUUUGCUGCAAGAAAAGAACAAAAAUGACUGUAAAAAUAUUUGGGUAACUGAUAUUAUGUGGGAUUAUAUGAAAUAUAUAUGUUGCAUUCUAUCAGAUAACAGUGUGAUAUUAUACAAUUUUGAAGCUGGAUUUAGUACAAUUGUUAAGCCUGCCAAUAGAUUUCACGUUUCAGAAAUCAAGAUUGUUAAAAACAACUUUCUAUUAAUAAAUUGUACUAAUGAACUCAUAUUUUAUUCCAUCGAAACCGGAAGCCUCCUCAAACACACCAAUCAUGAUAAUAAUUAUGAACCAUGCAAUGUUAUCAUUGCAGAGAAUGAUCAGCCCUAUUUGUUAUCGGAUGUUCGCGUUUUUAAAUUGAAUCUAGCCGAUGAGGGGAACGCAAUAGAAAUAUCAACAGCCCCCAUGCUUUCUGAGGCUUUAUUGAAGAAGUACAAUAAAUGGAACACUAUAUACAAUCCAAAUAAACAAUAUAAUACUAAUUUUUCAAUACAUGGAUGUUGCAAAUCACCAGAUGGGUCAAUGUUGGCGGUAUUAUACAACAUAGACAGGAAUUCGCUAAAAUACAAAACCACCUCGGAAUACCACUAUAGGAUAUCACUCAUCCCAUUGAAUGGUAGUACCUGGGAAGUCAAAUCAGAUCUUAAAGGCGCAGGGUUUCUAUGGUACCAAGCUUACAAUUGCUACAAUGGAAAAUUACCACGUAACGUUGAUACUUUUCCUGGUAGUGCCGAACAGCACAAAGAAACACAGGAUGAAGAAAAAGUGGUACUUCAUGAUACUUCUUGUUCAUUUAGGACGUAUUUAAGAAAACAUGUUUUGAAAAAUAACUUAGAGUUAAAGAAAUUGCAAUUUUUGAGUUUUAUAGAAGACUCAAAAUUGAGAAUAGUCAAAAAAUAUUGCCAAUUAGUUUAUCAUUAUGCCAUAGAACAUCUGGCUGAAAUCACUAAUCCGCUUGACAAAGCCUGUGUUACAGCGAUGGCACAAAAUAUUGGAUCGGAAACACCAUUCCCUUCUUUGCAGGAUACAUUAAUGCGGGGUAAAUUUAUUUCAGAAACAUUUGAUUUCAACAUGCAAAACAAAGAUAACAUUACUGGAGAAAUAGAAAGUGAAAAUAUUUUUAAAAUCGUUUCUAUAGAGGGUCAUGAAUGGAUGAGAUGUUCCAUAACCUUUUUACCACUCCUUUCGCCAGCAUUAAAAUACUGUCCUGUAACAAAGUUAAGGAUGUUGGAUAUUAAGAGAGAUAAUGAAAAUGACUAUGGAUGGCUAACGAAAACUUUGUUGGAAGAAUGCAAUUCUAUAAGUAUUUACGCUGAUGUAAAUUUGGAAUGUAUAUAG
This is a messenger RNA of Saccharomycodes ludwigii, 1863 nucleotides long. RefSeq names its product transcription factor TFIIIC subunit TFC8 (gene TFC8). The transcript has a single exon. Lineage: Eukaryota; Fungi; Ascomycota; Saccharomycetes; Saccharomycodales; Saccharomycodaceae. Gene Ontology annotation, molecular function: protein binding. The record is from RefSeq and is a predicted model, not a curated record. Bases 1 to 1863 code for a protein of 620 amino acids.